CCCCCUCGGGAAGGCCUCUCCCAGAAGAGACUGGCAUGGAGUCGCUGGGCAGCCCUACAGAGGACGAGCACACAUCCUAGUGAAGGCUCCAUUCUGUCCGAUGACUUCUUGGACACGCCGGAUGAUCUGGAUAUCAAUGUGGAUGACAUCGAAACACCCGACGAGACGGAUUCCCUCGAAUUCCUGGGGAAUGGGAACGAGCUGGAAUGGGAAGAUGACACUCCUGUGGCCACGGCCAAGAAUAUGCCUGGGGACAGCGCGGAUCUGUUUGGGGACGGUGGGACAGAGGAUGGGAGCGCAACCAACGGGCGGCUCUGGAGGACCGUCAUCAUUGGGGAGCAGGAGCACCGCAUCGACCUGCAGAUGAUCAAACCCUACAUGAGGGUGGUGACGCACGGAGGGUACUACGGGGAAGGACUCAAUGCCAUCAUCGUCUUCGCUGCCUGCUACCUGCCAGACAGCAACCUGGCUGAUUACCACUAUAUCAUGGAGAACCUCUUCCUCUACGUGAUCAGCAGCCUGGAGCUGCUGGUGGCUGAGGACUACAUGAUCGUGUACCUGAAUGGAGCAACGCCGCGGAGGAGGAUGCCGGGGCUGGGGUGGCUGAAGAAGUGCUACCAGAUGAUAGACAGACGGCUGCGGAAGAACCUCAAAGCCCUGAUCAUUGUGCAUCCCUCGUGGUUCAUCCGGACGGUGCUGGCUAUUUCCAGGCCCUUCAUCAGCGUGAAGUUCAUCAAUAAGAUCCAAUACGUUCACAGCCUGGAGGAACUGGAGCAGCUCAUCCCCAUGGAGCACGUCCAGAUCCCAGACUGCGUCUCACAAUAUGAAGAAGAGAGGAUCAAGGCCAGGAGAGAAAGGGCAGAAGAGAAACAAGACAUGGCUGAAAGGGAAAGCAGGCCUGUGCCCCCUGCAGAGGAUCAAGAAACCAGCAUGCCAUGAAUCGAGGCAACGUGGGACAAAGGGAGCAGAGAGCAACGCAGCCCAGCACUCCCCCCUGGAAAUGACUUUGGGUAGAAGACCUUUCCACCACCCAGCUCUGAGCUCUGUAAGGUCACGGGGCCUCCCCUAUCUGCACAACGCAAAGUCCUCCAAACUUCUGGAAAACAUUUGACUUUCACCAACAACAACAAGAAGAAAUAUCUCCAAGGAUAGCACUUUUUUUUUUUUUUCAGGAUGGCUUCCAUCAUGUCCAGCAAUGGUCUGCAGAGAGCUCGGAGCAAACAGAGACUCCAUCUCCUCGCAGUGAGCAAAGAGCAUCCCGCAGUCCAUUUGCCACCAGCCCACAGACAGAUCUAUUCUUCUUUUCAAUCCCAGCUCACUGCGACACACUGCUGCCCCAGGGGAUCGCUAAUGCAAGAAAUGAAAAGAGUCCAUUUUCCCCCUUCCUAUGCCUUUAGUUCUCCCCUGUAAAGGCCAAGUGCCCACCGCUCCUCCCAGCCUUGACCUCCGUUCAUCUGCUGCCAGUUCUUAUUAACUCAUAGUGAGCUGUUGCUGUGGGUAGAUGCUGUGUUUUUACCAUACUCAUUCUGCCUCUGUACGGCCCCGAAAGC
This is a messenger RNA of Meleagris gallopavo (turkey), 1550 nucleotides long. Lineage: Eukaryota; Metazoa; Chordata; Aves; Galliformes; Phasianidae. The record is from RefSeq and is a predicted model, not a curated record.